UAAAAAUGGAAGGGUUAGAGAAGCUGGAACAACUUCAGUCGAAUAUUCAUUUGCUUCAUUCUGUUGGAGUUUCCGAUCCCAAUCCCGACGCUGAACGCUUCCUCGCCGAUUUCACCUCUUUUCUCCAUGUUUCGAUUUCGAUUUUUCUCGUAAUUGUUUCCAUCUGUCAUUUGAUUUCCUAUUGCGCUGAAGAUGCAACAAAGUGGUCAGCUUGAGCUCUCAUUGAAGUGCCAAUUGAUUUCUAAUCACAUUUCAAAGAUAACGGAUUUACUCGUCCCUGAUGCAAUGCAACGCUAUGAAAAAGAUCUUCAUUGUGAUGAUGAUAAAAGAAAUAUGGAUCCUGUGCCGAGCCUCCCUUAUGGUGUUCCUGUAAUUGGGGUAGAUGCAAUGAUACGUUCUAAUUCAACUCUUGAGGAUUUUUGCCGAUCAUAUUUUGUGUUUCACAAAAUGGACGCAAACCAGCCACAAUCUAUUUUCAAGAAUCUACCUAUGCUUUCGUUCACAGAAAGUUAUAUUUAUCAGUUGGACGACUUAAAUGAGAAACUCGUACAGAUCCCAAUGGGUGAAGAUCCAACUCCUACAGGCUUUGAGGACGAUGAGCCAAACCCAUGUGCAAAAUCUGGACAUGCGUUCAAAAGGAAUCCAUUUCAACCACUCUUUAGUGUACUAGAACGCCAUGGGCUUCUGACAGAAAGGAUUCAAGAAGAGUUGAGAUAUGGUGAAGAAUAUUGGCAUCUGGAAAGAAAACUUUGCUGUGCAGUGGCGAGAAACAAGGAGAUAUCAAUUGAGGAUGUGACGAGGGCCAUUCAUCUGAAAUCCUUCGAUUAUCGGGUGCUGAACCUUCUGUUAUAUCAACUAAGAGGAGAAAAGGUAAACGAACUGCAUAUGGAAUUUCUCUCAAUCUCAGAGUUGCUUGUUGAAAUAGCUGAUGAUCUGUUUGAUUAUGAGGACGACGUUGCAGAGAAUAGUUUCAACAUUUUGCGCAUGUUUGUAAACUGUUACGGGGCUUCUGCAGCGCCAAUCAUGCUGGCAAAAUUCAUAUCUGUAGCAGAAGAAAAGUAUGAUCGCUUAUUUAAAGCAUUAGAUGAAGAACUGUCAGUGAAGUACCGUGAAAGAUGUGAAGAAGCUACAAGAGAAGGUGGGAAGACAUGUGGCCCUUCUCUUGGAACAUGGCACAUUCCACCAGUUAUUGGAAAUGAAGCAGAAUACCGGAGACGGGUGGUUUCAUCUAAAGCUCCAUAAAUGGUGGAUUCGAUUUUCCUAAAUGGUGGCACAACAGGUUUCUUUCAUCUCUCUGGAUUCGAAGUUCGUUAGCCACAGCAGACAGACAUUUAUCUUUGCUAGUGAUGUUGUGGAAGACGAAGAUAAUGUUGAGAGAUUAAGACGAAGAUAGUUCGAAUAUGUUGGAUUUCACAUAUUUUUGGUGUCAAAAUAUAUUGGCUUUCAGAUUCUGUUUGAAAAAGAAUUUGGAAGCAUGGUUUUGCCAAAUUUUGGUAUAUGCUUAUUUGUUCUUAUUA
Molecule: messenger RNA, 1517 nt
Organism: Salvia hispanica
Lineage: Eukaryota; Viridiplantae; Streptophyta; Magnoliopsida; Lamiales; Lamiaceae
Product: ATP synthase subunit B
Source: RefSeq, a predicted model, not a curated record